Molecule: messenger RNA, 552 nt
Organism: Acytostelium subglobosum LB1
Lineage: Eukaryota; Evosea; Eumycetozoa; Acytosteliales; Acytosteliaceae
Exons: 2
Source: RefSeq, a predicted model, not a curated record
AUGAAGUUAUUUAUUACACUUUUGAUGUUGAUGUCUUUGACAUUGGCUAUCUCAUUGGCCGAGCAAGAUGCAACAGUCACCACAGAUCCAAACUACCAUCUGUCUUUGGUCAACAAAAUUAGAGCAGACAAUGGAAAGAGUCCACUAAAGCUCAGUCCAUGUCUUAUGGACUCUGCACAAUUCCACUCUGAGUACCAAGCAAACACCAACACAAUGACACAUGACGAUCCUAAUGGCGGCCUUUAUGAGAGGUUCACAGUAUAUGGAUCGACAAACUACACCGCUGGUGCUGCUGAGAAUGUCGCAGCUGGCCAACAAUCUGAUGACUCUGUUGUCACUGCCUGGAAGAACUCUGCAGGUCAUUUCGCCAACAUGAUUGGUGACUACCAGUUGAUUGGAAUCGGUCUGCAAGUGUCUGGAAAGGGCACACCAUACUGGACCCAACAGUUCACCUCUGGUGCCUGUGUUCACAAGAACUCAAGCAGCCGUGCCACCUUCAGCGUUGCCACCAUCCUUGCCAGCGUUGUCUUUGCCCUCGCUGCCCUCUUGCUC